This is a messenger RNA of Rotaria sordida, 405 nucleotides long. The record is from the annotation of a GenBank genome assembly. NCBI's taxonomy places the organism in Eukaryota, Metazoa, Rotifera, Eurotatoria, Philodinida, Philodinidae.
AUGACUUUAGAUGAAUUAGAAUCAUGCGAACAUCCAAAACAGAUUACGAAAACUUGUCGAGAAUUAGUGAAAUUUUUAUAUCCAGAUGUAAAUCAACGUUCUACAAUGAGUAUAUCAUCCAUGUCGAAAGAACAAGUUAAUGCUAUACGUGAAUAUGCACGGCUUGCCCAUCCAAAUCAAUCACAAACAUCGAAUUUUAUUUUGAAUAAUGCAAUUGGCAAUAUUUUCUCAUCAGAAAGACAUAAACAAAAAAAAGAGAAUGAAACGAAAAAAAAACACGAACUAAAACACGUUGAGCAGCAAGAAGAAAAAAUAUUUCGAUUUUUUUUCUUCAUGCAAAUGUGUUUAUCAUUAUAUAUAUACCAUAUGGAAAUUGUUUAUUUUGCUCAUAUUUGUUCUAUGUAG